Messenger RNA from Spinacia oleracea (spinach), 737 nucleotides. RefSeq lists its product as uncharacterized. The record is from RefSeq and is a predicted model, not a curated record. Lineage: Eukaryota; Viridiplantae; Streptophyta; Magnoliopsida; Caryophyllales; Amaranthaceae. The coding region runs from base 264 to 737 and encodes 157 amino acids. The transcript is spliced from 6 exons.
GAAACCGAGCCACUGAAGUUGACUUACCGUCAGCAACGGAGACUUGAUCAAGCUGCUCUUCGGCUUAAAUUUCCUGGCCGCAAGAGGCGUGGGCCUAUGAGGGGCAUAAAAUAUGCUCCCAAAGGGACGAAUUCUGAAGAAAAGGUUACAAUCACUUGGAUGAGCUUCGACGUGUGGUUGGGGAAGAGGCAAAUGAGUUCAUAUGUGAUUAUAGCAAUUGGGUGGAGGAGUUUUGUCCCUUAAAAUCUGUGAAUUGGGCUAAAAUGGAUCCAGAUCAAAAGCAAAGGUUGUAUGACAAAAUUCUGGGGAAGUAUAAUUUACCCGAGAAGGUUGGUGGUGCUGAUGUAGUUGAAGCAUUGAGCUUUCAGUGUUCUAUUCUAUAUAGACAUUGGAGAUUUAGGCUCAAGGAAGAACAUUAUAGAGGCAAGACAAAGGCACAGGCAAGAGCCAAUAAACCUUUGACUAUUGAUAACGAAGCAUGGGUAUGGUUGGUUGAUGAGUAUUGGGGUAGUCCUAAACAAGAGCGUAUUAGCAAAAUUAAUACAGAGAACAAGCUAAGGCUAAAGGAAACACCAGCCAAUGGUUCAAGGUCUACAGCAAGAAUAUGCUAUGACAUGAUGAAUGAGCCACCUGUGUUUUCCACGCAAGAUCUUGAAGGAUCAUCAGAACCUGUUGAAGUGAAACAAAAACCCAUCUAUGUCAGAUUGUUUGAGAAGACCAAAAAGAUAAUAGCCUGA